CAGUGAUCUUCUGGUGAAGAUAGCGGAUUUUGGACUAUCCCGUGACAUGCACGAAUCGGAUUACUACACAAGCGGCGAUGUUCAGGCUAAGCUGCCUAUCAGAUGGCUGGCUCCCGAGUCCAUGGAACGUCGAGUGUACAACGCCAGGACUGACGUGUGGUCAUACGGUGUGCUCCUGUGGGAGAUUUUCAGUAAGGGUGCAAAACCGUAUCCAGGAAUUCCCAACCAAGAUGUGUAUGAUUUCUUGAAGAGAGGUCAACGCAUGGAUGCUCCCAAGAACUGCCCGCCAGAAAUGUAUGUUCAAACAGCGGUCACCAUUACCUUUAAAUAA
Messenger RNA from Patiria miniata (bat star), 331 nucleotides. Its product is annotated as fibroblast growth factor receptor 4-like. The transcript has 2 exons. The coding region runs from base 47 to 331 and encodes 94 amino acids. The record is from RefSeq and is a predicted model, not a curated record. Lineage: Eukaryota; Metazoa; Echinodermata; Asteroidea; Valvatida; Asterinidae. Gene Ontology annotation, biological process: protein phosphorylation; positive regulation of kinase activity; multicellular organism development. Gene Ontology annotation, molecular function: transmembrane receptor protein tyrosine kinase activity; ATP binding. Gene Ontology annotation, cellular component: signaling receptor complex.